Ilex paraguariensis (yerba mate) is the source of this 1453-nucleotide messenger RNA. Lineage: Eukaryota; Viridiplantae; Streptophyta; Magnoliopsida; Aquifoliales; Aquifoliaceae. The record is from the annotation of a GenBank genome assembly.
GGUAUACUAGUCUUUUGUGUUUUAUUAGGUAACUAUAAAUAUAAGUUGAGUGUGAGAGGCAGGGUAAGUGAGCCUCCUUUUUUUGUCUCUCAUAGUGUGUUCAUUCUCCCCAUUCCUUUAAAUUCAAUAGUUAGUAACACCAACAUUUGCACACUUGUGAUGAUAAAAAUAUUGGUCUUCAACCUGUCCACGAAUGCGAUUUACCAGAAUUUAGACGAUCAGUUAUGACACAGCGCUGAAACCUAUCGUUGGCUAUUAAUUUUCGUAUCUGAUUCUCUGAUGUACUUUAUGUGACCUUUGUGCUUCUAUUGCUUGCAAUAAUUUAUUGCUCUAAGUAUAAUCCUGUUCUUUGUUCUUUCUAGUUAUUGUAUCCUGCAAUUAGCCCCCUUUGCCUGCAGGUGCUGCUGCAUUUGAGAUAGAGUAUGGACACUGGGUGGAGGAGCAAAGUAGACAAAUUGAUGAUUUGAGGAAUGCUUUAAAUUCACAUGUAGGUGAUAUAGAGCUCCAGAUACUUGUCGAUAGUGGCAUGGGCCACUAUUUUGAUCUCUUCCGCAUGAAAUCAACUGCUGCAAAGGCUGAUGUUUUCUAUCUUAUGUCUGGUAUGUGGAAAACAUCAGCUGAACGUUUUUUCUUGUGGAUUGGAGGGUUUCGUCCUUCAGAGCUUCUAAAGGUUCUUGUGCCACAGCUUGACCCUUUAACAGACAGCCAACAUUUUGAGGUUUAUAACCUUAGACAAUCAUGUCAGCAAGCUGAAGAUGCUCUGUCACAAGGAAUGGAUAGACUCCAAUCAAUUGUGGCCGAAGCAGUAGCAGCUGGUAAUCUGGGUGAAGGAAUUUACUUCUCUCAGAUUUCCACGGCAAUGGAGAAGUUGGAAGCAUUCGUUAGCUUUGUGAAUCAGGCAGAUCAUCUUCGCCAGGAAACCUUGCAACAAAUGUCUCGCAUCCUAACUAUCCGCCAAGCAGCUCGAGGUCUUCUUGCCUUAGGGGAGUACUUCCAACGCCUUCGAGCUUUGAGUUCCCUCUGGGCUACUCGUCCUCGUGAGCCUGCCUAGUGAUGCCAUGGACAAGCCUACGUGUGCAAUUCUAAGGGAUAGUCACCAAGUGGAUAUCACUUCAACAACAGUGUGUACCUCGUAUUUACAUCCAGUAUAAACAUACAUAUGAACAAAAUCUCAGUUUCUGGCAUUUUCGAACCGCCUCCCCUCCCACAAUUGGGAAGUUGUAAAUAUGAAUAGCUAUUUAAUGUAGAGGAAGGUUGUGAUUGCACUUCAUUUUUUAUGCUUGUAAAUUAUUUUGUCUUCAGAGGACAAUUUUGUUGUAUCAUUUGGAGUCUUUAGACGAAACUUGGUGUAAAUCGACAGGUACAAUGGUCUCUUCUCAUUGUAUUUUAUCAUGUGAAUGUGAUAUGUAAAGGUUAACUGCACCAGGUGAAAGAAAUCAUGUAGAGAAUGCAG